This is a messenger RNA of Salarias fasciatus (jewelled blenny), 2345 nucleotides long. RefSeq names its product RecQ helicase-like (gene recql). Gene Ontology annotation, biological process: double-strand break repair via homologous recombination. The record is from RefSeq and is a predicted model, not a curated record. Gene Ontology annotation, cellular component: chromosome; cytoplasm. Gene Ontology annotation, molecular function: nucleic acid binding; four-way junction helicase activity; ATP binding. The coding region runs from base 253 to 2166 and encodes 637 amino acids. The transcript is spliced from 16 exons. Lineage: Eukaryota; Metazoa; Chordata; Actinopteri; Blenniiformes; Blenniidae.
GGUUUUCAGGCUCAUUCUCAAUCGCACCCCGCCCCCUAUCAGGCAGCGCUCAGGGUUCUCUACCCCUCUGUCAGACAGCGUUCAGGGCUCCACUUCCCUUUAUGAGCGGGCGCUCAGGGUUACUACCCCCUCCUGUCAGACAGCGCUCAGGGCACUCUGCGUCCUCUGUGUCAUAGUAACAGUGAGUGGACUCGGAGCAGCAGGAAACUGAAUAACUGAUGGAAGCAGCGGCUCGCUCUGAGGGAAUCAGACAUGGACGGUGGGACCAGUGACGUGCAGGCGGAGCUGGACUCGGUGGAGGCGGAGCUGGAGCUGGUGGAGUUGCAGAUCUCCGAGCUCCUGAAGAAGCAGGGCGAGCUGAGUUCUCGAAGGAACGUUCUGCUGCGGCGGCUGGAGGAGGCCUGCGACGCCGCGCAGCCUUCGUCCUCAUCCUCAUCAUCCUCAUCUGUAAAGUCAUCCACCUCUGAAUCCGCCUUGAGCAAAGAGGACCUGAAACGCUAUGACUCCACAGACUUCCCCUGGUCUGCCGACGUGGAGCAGCACCUGAAGGACUCCUUCCACAUCCAGAAGUUCCGGCCCCUGCAGCUCCGAGCCAUCAACCUGACGCUGGCGGGCCGGGAUGUCUUCCUGGUCAUGCCCACGGGGCGGGGCAAGAGCCUGUGCUACCAGCUGCCCGCGGUCUGCUCUAAAGGGUUCACGCUGGUCGUCACCCCGCUGGUGUCCCUGAUGGAGGAUCAGAUCAUGAGCCUGAAGUCGAUGGACGUGCCGGCCGUGUUCCUGAACGCGUCCAGCAGCAGGGCGGACGCUAAAACCAUCAUGGCCGGGAUGACGGAUCAGCAGUCCCCCUUCAAGCUGCUCUACGUGACUCCGGAGAAGAUCGCCAAGAGCAAGCUGCUGAUGUCCCGUCUGGAGAAGGCCUACCAGGCCGGCCUGCUGGCCCGCAUCGCCGUGGACGAGGUGCACUGCUGCAGCCAGUGGGGCCACGACUUCAGGCCAGACUACAAGCUGCUGGGCAUCCUGAAGAGGCAGUUCCCCUCGGCCCCCCUGCUCGGCCUCACCGCCACGGCAACCAGCAGCGUCCUGCAGGACUGCCAGAAGAUCCUGUGUGUGCCUCAGCCAAUCACCAUCACCGCCUCCUUCAACCGCACCAACCUGUACUACCAGGUUCGACAGAAAGACCCCGACAGCGACGCCUCCAUGGCGGACCUCAGCUCUCUGAUCCGGACUCGGUACCAGGACCAGUCAGGCAUCGUCUACGUCUUCUCCCAGAAGGACGCGGAGACGGUGUCUUCCGAACUCCAGAAGAGGAACAUCGUGGCGUACCCCUACCACGCCAACAUGAGCCCCGAGGACAAAUCCCGGGUGCACCGCCGGUGGACCGCCAACAAGAUCCAGGUGGUGGUCGCCACCGUGGCCUUCGGCAUGGGCAUCGACAAGCCGGACGUCCGGUUUGUGAUCCACCACUCCAUCAGCAAGUCCAUCGAGAACUACUACCAGGAGAGUGGGCGAGCAGGCCGGGACGACCGUCCGGCCGACUGCAUCGUCUACUUCGGCUUCGCCGACAUCUUCCGGAUCAGCACCAUGGUGGUGAUGGAGAACGUGGGCCAGCAGAAGCUGCUGCAGAUGGUGGAGUACUGCCAGAAUGUGGACAGGUGCCGGCGGUCCCUCAUGGCGGUCCACUUCGACGAGGUGUGGGACGACCGGGACUGCGGCGGGAUGUGCGACACCUGCCGACACGCCGAAGAGUCCUCCAGCCUGGACAUCAGCAGACACGCCCGGCAGCUGAUCCGGAUCCUGGAGCUGGCGGCGUCCUCGGAGGAGAAGCUGACCCCGCUGAAGCUGGUGGAGGCCUGGAUGGGGAGGGGCCCCGCCAAGCACAGGAAGAUGACAGAGACCACCACGCUGUCCCGGGUCCAGGCCGAAGCCGUGGUCGUCCGCCUGCUGCUGGACGGAUACCUCAAAGAGGACUUCAGCUUCACUCCCUACACCACACACUUCUACCUGAAGCUGGGACGGAAAGCUGCUCUGCUGAAGAACCCUGAUCACACCGUCAGCAUGAAGAUGAAGACCAGCUCCGCUCAGGGCAAAGCCAAAGAGGGGCGGAGGUCAGUGGAAGGUGCCGGAGACGCCCCCAGGUCCAAGAAAGCGAAGGCAGCCGUGCAGUAGCCCCCCCGCCCCCACCCCCCCACAGCCCGGCCGCAAAGAGGAGCAGGAGGAGGAGGAGGUCGGGGUGAGGAGCAGCUGUACUCCUCCACCCAAACAGAAAGUGCUGAAGGAGCAGAGGAACCGGAGCAGGAGGCGGGAGCAGCAGGGGGGGGCGCCAGAGGGGGGGGUGGAGAACCUGC